AUGUUCACCCACUCGAUUCCGGGCCAUCUGCAGAGUGCCAAUCUCAAUCUUUCGGUUGGACCCAUGGUCGCUGGCCUGUCAUGCACCAUCCAGUGGCACAUCCCGGCCAUUCACUGGCUGUUCAAGAAUCUAGUCACACCUGAUGGCCCCAUCUUUCACCCUACUGUCCCUCGAGAAGGGCCCAACACGGAGAGUUUUCCUGUCUCUGGCGAACGCAACUGGAGAGCUCGUACCCAUUGA
Penicillium subrubescens is the source of this 240-nucleotide messenger RNA. RefSeq lists its product as uncharacterized. NCBI's taxonomy places the organism in Eukaryota, Fungi, Ascomycota, Eurotiomycetes, Eurotiales, Aspergillaceae. The record is from RefSeq and is a predicted model, not a curated record. The transcript has a single exon. The coding region runs from base 1 to 240 and encodes 79 amino acids.